Messenger RNA from Aspergillus fischeri NRRL 181, 549 nucleotides. Its product is annotated as CDP-diacylglycerol-serine O-phosphatidyltransferase. The coding region runs from base 1 to 549 and encodes 182 amino acids. Gene Ontology annotation, cellular component: membrane. NCBI's taxonomy places the organism in Eukaryota, Fungi, Ascomycota, Eurotiomycetes, Eurotiales, Aspergillaceae. The record is from RefSeq and is a predicted model, not a curated record. The transcript is spliced from 2 exons. Gene Ontology annotation, biological process: phospholipid biosynthetic process. Gene Ontology annotation, molecular function: phosphotransferase activity, for other substituted phosphate groups.
AUGUCCGUAUUCUCAUCGAUGCGUUAUUGUCUAGGAGACCCACAUGAUCAUGGUGCUCUUUGGGCCGCUCUUGGUUUCAUGCCUUUUGGGUUAUUCUUUGAUUUUAUGGAUGGCAAAAUCGCGAGAUGGAGGAAGAAGUCGUCCCUCAUGGGACAGGAGCUGGACUCUCUGGCGGACUUGAUCUCCUUCGGCCUCGCACCGGCCGCAUGCGCAUUCGCUCUUGGAGCCCGCACCCUCGUCGACCAUCUUCUGUUAGCGUUCUUCGUCCUUUGCGGCUUGACGCGGUUGGCCCGAUUCAACGUUACCGUCGCCGUCCUUCCCAAGGAUAAGACCGGCAAGUCCAAGUACUUUGAAGGCACACCGAUUCCGACGACAUUGGGCAUCGCUUCGCUCAUGGCCUACUGGGUAUCUCAGGGCUGGAUUCUCGAGGAUCUUCCUAUUGGACUCGCCGCCCAGGGCACGCCACUUGAGUUUCACCCCGUUGUUCUGCUGUUUGUCCUGCACGGCUGCAUGAUGGUCAGCAAGUCGAUAAAGAUUCCCAAGCCAUAG